GCGACUCUGCUAUUCGUUCAGAGUGCUUGGAGGAAAAGGCUGGCACCGCAGUUCCGGGGUCGUUUUACAAAUCUGUGUUUUCAAGAGUGGCAUACAUAUUCAACUCCAUUCCUGCUGUCAGUAGUGUAGCACUUAGUGUGUAAACUUGAUCACAAUGGCUCUUCUUGUGGAGCAUCAGUUUAAACAGCUUCCUGCCGACAAAAAGGUGGAAACCAGAUCAUUCUUAGAGGCGGUAUCAUAUCUUCCGCCAUUCUUUGAUUGUCUUGGUUCCACCAUUUUCGCUCCAAUCAAGGCAGAUGUGGCGGGGAACAUCACAAAAAUCAAAGCGGUUUAUGACAGCAAUCCCACCAGGUUUAAGACCCUGCAACAGAUCGUAGAGGCAGAGAAGGAGAUGCAUGGAUCCCAGUGGCCCAGAGUUGGAGCUACCUUGGCUCUGAUGUGGCUGAAGAGGGGACUAAAGUUCAUCCAAGUGCUCCUCCAGAGCUUGGUGGACGGGGAGAAGGACGAGAACAACCCCAACCUCAUCCGUGUCAACGCCACCAAAGCCUACGAGUUAGCCCUGAAGAAGUACCACGGAUGGCUCGUGCAGCAGCUCUUUAAGGCCGCUGUUUUUGCCGCUCCCUACAAGUCCGAUUUCCUGAAAGCCCUCUCCAAAGGACGGGAGGUCAAAGAAGAGGACUGCCUGGAGAAAGUCAGACAGUUUCUAGUGAACUUCACUGCCACUGUGGACACCAUCUAUGAGAUGUACACCAGGAUGAACGCCGAGCUAGAAUACACAGUGUAGUGAGCGUGCAUGGCUUCGCCUCUGACUGGGCAGCAUGUUUCACAUGCUUGUCGAACGUCCUUGUUUUUGCAGAUGCGAGAGAAUGGGUCAAAAGUCCUGAAAAAAAAUCUGACCUAAAAUAAGUUUGGAUCAUCACCUCAAGUCAAAAAUAUAAAUUUUUUUAAUCAUUUUUUAUAUAGAUUAUGACAUUACUUACAAAAAUAGAUAAAUCCUGAAAAUAUACCAUAUGGUUAUAUAUGGUAUGCAUCAUUAACAUCAGCAGGAUAAUACUGCUGUCCACAUCUAAAAUACUGAAGUGAAAUAGGAAUUCUAUUCUAUACAUUCUGAUGGCCAAACUUAGCAACAGUAAAUGAGAGGUGAUGUUUGCCCUCUGAAGCAGUGCCAGGCUGUAUUUUCAACAAAUGUAAUGCUACUAACCAAAAUCCUCAUGGAAUUCAGGUAUCCGCAGGUGUGUGUCCAAUCUCUAGGUCAAUACUUCCUCUGUGGUAUUUCCUAGGUGUGGCUCCAAUUUGCAAAAAAUAUGGCCCGGGGAUUGGUGGAUUCCUCUGGUUCAUAAGACAAUCCAUUUAUGGAGGGCUCCGAGAUCUGGUGUUGUAGUACACAGACCCUGUGUACGCUGUGUCCAUCUCUCACCUGCAAUUAUUGAUGUUGUUAGCCCUGCGAUCAUGCUGUUAACCACUCACAGAUCAUGCUGUUAACCAAUCACAGUCUGUUUCUGAAGUUUCCAUUUGUCUCACAGGCAGAACACUUGAAACAGUAAGUUAGCACUUUCACAGAAUAGAGAGUUUGUUGUUCGUGGAAUAACUGAAUGGUUACCAAUACCAAAAAUGUUGUAUUUAUUAUUUUUAUGUCAUUACUGUAAUCAUUUCAAUGCUAUAUUUAAUAUAUUAUGUUAAGUAUUUAUUGGAAGUAACUUCUCUUACUUGAGAAACCUAUUUUGCUAUUUGAAAUCAUUUUUUAUCUUCUUUAGCUAGAACUAAUGCUACUCCUGAAAACUCUACAUUCCAGUUCCAGGAGUUUGUGUAGGUUUAGUAAUCGGUACAUCUAAGUAACUACAGAAUGAUUGCAUGUGUGGAAAUAGUUGAUUGAUUCUUAUCUUGGCUAUUGUAUUACUUAGGUAGAUGUUAUCUUAACCAGUUAUAAUCUGAUUGUGUUUGGGAUUGAAAUGACAAAGUGACCUUUUGAUAGUAAGGUUAUUGAUGUAGAACACUAUUGUUGACCUUAUUUAACCAGACAAUUACAUUGUUGAUUACUUUCAUGUUUUAGUGUGAUAACAAAAGUAUUUCAUGAUGCAGUAUUCAAUAGGUAUGACGUUUGUUGAUCAGGGAUUAUAAAAGGGUUUGCCUUCGCAAGGGCUGCUGGAGGGUUUCUUAGAACAAAGCACACCAAACUGUGCCUUCAGCUGGUUGCAAACAGUUUAUUUAGGCCUAUAAUGUAAACCUAGGAGCGGAACUGCAACACUGAGUACAACCAGUCAGUCCUAGUUUAGACAUGAGUAACUUCCAGCAUGUUCUUAGAUACCCUGUUCCAACAAUGCUAAAUGGUGUUCUCUACUCAAUUAUUUGAGACCGUUUUUUCACGUACCUUUGAAGGACUUUGUCUUCAUAAUGCUGUGUUCGUUUAGGAUAUUUAAACUAGUAUCACGUGUAUAGAUACAACCUUGUUGAAGUGCUACAGGAAACCACUGGAGUAAACUAGCAGAACGGUGAUAAACAAGACUUGAGAAGCUAAUCAUUAUUUGAUGGUAGUUUGGCCUGUUGUUAUUUUAUAGUGUCUUGACACUGUGUAAUGAACUGCCUUGGUUUUGCUAUAAGAAAUGUAUUUUAACUGAUGUUAUGCGUGUUCCAGACAUGCAUACUAUUGGUUUGUUUUGAACACUCAAUAUAUUUCUCUUUCUCCAACCAAAUACGGUACAGAUAUUCAAUUGCAGUGAAAUUGUCUGCAUAAUACUAUUUUUUCAUCGUGUUGUUAUGAACAUUUUUAAAAUAAACUAUUACGAUGU
Hypomesus transpacificus is the source of this 2786-nucleotide messenger RNA. It is a transcript of the gene gltpa, whose product is annotated as glycolipid transfer protein a. The transcript has 5 exons. Gene Ontology annotation, molecular function: ceramide 1-phosphate binding; ceramide 1-phosphate transfer activity. Gene Ontology annotation, cellular component: cytosol; cytoplasm; membrane. Gene Ontology annotation, biological process: ceramide transport; intermembrane lipid transfer. The record is from RefSeq and is a predicted model, not a curated record. The coding region runs from base 155 to 784 and encodes 209 amino acids. NCBI's taxonomy places the organism in Eukaryota, Metazoa, Chordata, Actinopteri, Osmeriformes, Osmeridae.